Messenger RNA from Python bivittatus (Burmese python), 1495 nucleotides. Lineage: Eukaryota; Metazoa; Chordata; Lepidosauria; Squamata; Pythonidae. The record is from RefSeq and is a predicted model, not a curated record.
UCCUGGGAGGCUGCUCUGCUGGGAAAGGAAGCGAGAAGCGUGUGUUUCUUGACAGGUCAGGGUGGGUACCUUGGUUGGUUGGUUGGUUUUGCACGUGAGCAAGAGCAGCAGAACUCGUAAGAGCGGCAUGAAGAGGACUCGGGCAGAGGAAGGAGAGAAGGAUGCGAAGAAACAAAAACUUCUGGAUGAACUUGGAGAGAACUGCCUUCCAUAUCUGACGCCAAAAGAUGAUGGUUUCUACCAACUGUGGAAGGCAAAAUAUUCCAAACUUAUCCUCAGGAACACCAAGACGAUCCCUAAAGACAUUCAUGAAGAAGUCCAAAAAGCCUUUUUCACUCUACGAAAGCAUGUUUGUUUCUUCCAAGAUCUUGUAAGGAUCAAAGGGAAGGAUUUUGUUACCCCCAUAUCUCGUAUAUUAAUUGGAAACCCGGGUUAUACUUACAAAUAUUUGAACACAAGGUUAUUUACAGUCCCUUGGCCUAUGGAAGGAUAUGAAAUAAAUUAUUCACAUCCUGAAAUAUCCCUGGCUUGUAAAGCACUAAUCAGGCUUAAUGACUACUUGCAGAGAGAAUCCUUGCUGGUUUUGCAAGAGCAGGAUUUGGCCGAGACAACAGGAAUGCAAGAUUCUCCCGUCGGGGACGGGAAUCAAGAUUACGCUACUAACAUUACAGUGAUGGAAGCUGUUUUGCAAGAUCAAAGCCCUUCUCGAGUCCCAAAGAAUGACUCUACCGAUCUGAAAGAGAGAACAUCUUACAAUCUGACAUUAUUAAAUUAUAUGGAUCCACAGAAAAUGCCGUCCUUGAAACUAGAGCCAUAUUUUGGCAUGGGGAGAAUGGCUGUGAGCUGGCACCAUGAUGAAAAUCUAUUGGAAAGGUCAACAGUGGCUGUCUACAGUUACAGCUGUGAAGAAACGGAUGGUGGCGUCCUUGAAGAAAACUCUGCAAGUGGCAGAGAUCCUGAUGUUUGGCAUGUGGCCUUGAAAGUAGCUUGGGAUAUUCAGACUCCAGGCUUAGCAGUUCCACUUCGCCAGGGAGAUUGCUACUUUAUGCUAGAUGAUCUGAAUAUGACUCACCAACAUUGUGUGUUGGCUGGCCGGCAGUCAAGAUUCAGCUCCACCCACAGAGUGGCAGAAUGCUCAACGGGGACCCUACCAUAUAUUCUGGACAAAUGCAAUGCAGCCCUUGAAAAUUUGAACACCGAUGCUGAUUUGAGGUGCCCAUCUCUGAAAUCAUUGGAAGUUGGAGAUAUAAAGCGAGUGGAAGAAGCUCACAGUGAGGUGGAGUUUGAAUGGUUACGACAGUUUUGGUUCCAGGGUAAACGAUACAGAAAAUUUACUGACUGGUGGGACAAGCCAAUGGCAGAUCUGGAAGAGCUUUGGAGACAAAUGGAGCUCAUGGUAUGUUUUGAUCAAUGCUUUAUCCUCUCGGGACUGCAUCCUGUAUUGCUAUUUACUGUUGCUACCAAAUCAUUAAAUAACAGGCUGAGCAACCUAUAA